GCUACAUUCACUUCCCACUCUCUUUGUUUGAAUCACAAAAUCCAAACCCUAGGGGAGGAGUGCUCUCAAAUUCUCGAGUACCGAUUCGUGGCUGCCGCAAAAGCGAUGUCAUAUUGCGUUUCGCAGUUCGUAUCGAUCGGAGUAUCUGAUCUGAAUCGCCACAAGAGCUUGAGAUCGUUUGGUUGUUCCGGAAGGAACUUUAUGGUGUUUGCAGUUUCACAGACUGUAAAUGAUGCCUCGAACUAUAUGCCGGCAGCUCCAAUAUUUCUGCCUGAAGGGCCGUGGAAGCAGAUUCCUGGUGGAGUGACAGCUGCGAAGGGAUUCAAAGCUGCGGGAAUGUAUGCUGGGUUGCGUGCCAAAGGAGAAAAGCCUGAUCUUGCACUUGUUACUUGUGAUGUAGAUGCAGUAGCUGCAGGGGCUUUCACGACAAAUAUAGUCGCAGCAGCUCCAGUAAUAUACUGCAAAAAAGCAUUAGAGACUUCACCAGUGGCACGUGCAGUCUUAAUCAAUGCUGGUCAAGCUAAUGCAGCAACGGGUGAUGCUGGCUACCAGGAUGUGAUAGAAUAUUCAAGUGUGCUUGCAGAGCUACUCAAAUUGAAGCCAGAGCAAGUGUUGAUUGAAUCCACUGGUGUAAUUGGUCAAAGAAUAAAUAAGGAAGCUCUUAUCAGUUCACUCCCCAAGCUAGUUAAUUUGCGUUCAUCAACUGUUGAGGGGGCGGACUGUGCAGCGGUGGCGAUUACAACCACUGACCUUGUGAGCAAAAGUGUGGCAAUCAAGGCUGAGGUUGGAGGGACUCAGAUAACAGUUGGAGGAAUGGCAAAAGGGUCUGGAAUGAUCCAUCCUGACAUGGCCACCCUGCUUGGCGUUAUAACAACUGAUGCUCUUGUUACCAGCAAUAUUUGGAGAAAAAUGGUGAAAGUCGCUGUUAACCGAAGUUUUAACCAAAUUACUGUAGAUGGAGAUACCAGUACAAAUGAUUCUGUUAUUGCAUUGGCCAGUGGGUUAUCUGGAUCAGUUGAGAUUUCUAAUAUGGACAGUCCUGAGGCAAAGCAGUUGCAGUUGUGCAUUGAUGCAGUAAUGCAGGGUCUUGCAAAAUCAAUUGCUUGGGAUGGAGAAGGAGCAACAUGUCUUAUUGAGGUAAUAGUAGCUGGUGCGGGUAGUGAAGUUGAGGCAGCAAAGGUUGCACGGUCAGUGGCAUCUUCUUCGCUUACCAAGGCUGCAAUAUAUGGCAGGGAUCCGAAUUGGGGACGCAUUGCUUGUGCAGUUGGCUAUGCAGGUAUUCCUUUUGAUGUGAGUGAGCUCCGCAUAUCGCUUGGGGAUAUUCUGCUCAUGGAUAGAGGGCAACCACUUCCAUUUGACAGGGAUGCCGCUAGCAAGUAUCUUAGUCAGGCUGGCGAGACUCAUGGUACAGUUAAAAUUCAAGUAACCGUUGGUGAUGGGCCAGGAAGUGGACUAGCAUGGGGCUGUGAUUUAAGUUAUGACUAUGUGAAAAUCAAUGCAGACUACACGUCGUAGGCUGCGGAGUAGUUGAAGCCGUGAAGAGCAAUGAAAAUUCGCAGCAUUAUCUCGUUGCCACUUCUUGUUUACGUCCCCACUGAAUACAAGUUUGUCAACCAUUAAUAAAGUUAACCUAGACCUAUACCGACCCAAAAUGAUGGUUCAUGGUUUCUUUAGUCUUCUCUUUUAGGAUUACCUGCAUUCUCAAAGUUGUAUGCAUCAGUAUCCGAGGGAAGCAAAUUGAUUGAUCCAUUGAUUAUUUAUCCAUUUGGAUAUUC
Messenger RNA from Diospyros lotus (date-plum), 1775 nucleotides. Its product is annotated as arginine biosynthesis bifunctional protein ArgJ, chloroplastic. Gene Ontology annotation, molecular function: L-glutamate N-acetyltransferase activity, acting on acetyl-L-ornithine as donor; L-glutamate N-acetyltransferase activity, acting on acetyl-CoA as donor. The transcript has 17 exons. Bases 106 to 1515 code for a protein of 469 amino acids. The record is from RefSeq and is a predicted model, not a curated record. NCBI's taxonomy places the organism in Eukaryota, Viridiplantae, Streptophyta, Magnoliopsida, Ericales, Ebenaceae. Gene Ontology annotation, biological process: L-arginine biosynthetic process; L-ornithine biosynthetic process.